Molecule: messenger RNA, 2012 nt
Organism: Sinocyclocheilus rhinocerous
Lineage: Eukaryota; Metazoa; Chordata; Actinopteri; Cypriniformes; Cyprinidae
Product: gastrula zinc finger protein XlCGF8.2DB-like
Exons: 1
Coding region: 21-1025 (334 amino acids)
Biological process (GO): regulation of DNA-templated transcription
Molecular function (GO): DNA-binding transcription factor activity, RNA polymerase II-specific; RNA polymerase II cis-regulatory region sequence-specific DNA binding
Source: RefSeq, a predicted model, not a curated record
UUCACAAAAAAUCCCUUAACAUGCACAUGAAAGUUCACACCGGAGUGAAGCCUUUCACCUGCCAACCGUGUGGAAGCUGUUUCAGUCACAAAAAAACCCUUAACAGUCACAUGAAAAUUCACACCAGAGUGAAGCCUUUCGCCUGCCAACAGUGUGGAAGAAGUUUCAGUCACAAAAAUUCCCUUAACAGUCACAUGAAAAUUCACACCAGAGUGGAGUCUUUCGCCUGCCAUCAGUGUGGAAAGAGUUUCAGUCUCAAACAAACCCUUAACAGGCACAUGAAAAUUCACACCAGAGUGAAGCCUUUCGCCUGCCAACAGUGUGGAAAGAGUUUCUCUGACAGAACAAAGCUUGAUGCCCACAUGAGUGUUCACACUGGAGAGAGACCUUUCUCCUGCUCUCAGUGUGGAAAGAGUUUUACACUGAAAAAAAUCCUUAAUGCCCACAUGAGUAUUCACACUGGACAGUGCCUGUACACCUGCAAACUGUGUGGGAAGAGUUUCUCACGAAAAGGAAAUCUUAAGACUCACAUGAGAACUCACACUGGAGAAAAGCCAUUCACAUGCUCUCAGUGUGAAAAGAGUUACACGCACAAAAAAAGCCUUAAUGUCCACAUGCAAUAUCAUACUAUGAGAUUUAAAGAAAACCUUAACCAUUCCAUUCACACAAGAGUGAACGGUUUUAUAUGUCAUCAGUGUAGAAGGAGCUUCAAAGACAGAAAAUGCCUUAAGAAUCAUGUAAAAACUCACGCUGGAGAGAAGCCUUUCAUGUGCGAUCACUGUGGAAAGUCUUGCGCAAACAAAGCGUACCUUGAGAAUCACGUAAGAGUUCACACUGGAGAGAAGCCAUUCAUCUGCCCUCAGUGUGGAAAGAGUUUCCCGUUCAAAGGAAACCUGAAGAAUCACGUAAGAGCUCACACUGGAGAGAGGCCUUACAAGUGUCUUCAGUGUGAGAAGACUUUCAUGUAUAUCUCAGGCCUUAAACGUCAUUUACAGACUUGCGCCUGUUUCACACCUCAAGCUUAAGCUUCACGUCAGCGUCACUGCAGCUGCAGACUCGUGAAAGUAUUCACUAGGGAUGUGCGGGUCUAGUUGACUAAACGGUACAGCUCCUACUAGUAGACACUGAAAACAAUAGUCGAUUACACGAGAGAGAAAAAAUAGGACUUGCUUGUCGUUAUCUUUGCGUGACUCCGACUUCAGUUCCUGGGCAGGAAUAACUGUUAAUCACCUCAGGUCCCGUCUUUCACCGGACCACGCUGAUUGUUAAUUUCACUGCACAUAUACGCAUGGUCUGAGAAAGUAAAAUGGGUAUUGUUGCAUCGUUUUGUUUUUAGAUGAUAUAGCCUACUACAUGAAGUACGUUUUUAAAAACCGUUUUAAUGCUGUUCCUUGAUAAACUUUCCUAUCGUUUUUGACUUUUUGUGUUUUUUAAUAUGUUGGCUAGAUGAAGAACUCUGUCUGUCUAUAGAGCUCCGGAGGUUGACGUCACGCAAUCUAAACUCCCAUCAGGAGAGCGCUAGAGCGGCUGUAGCAUUGGUAUCGACAGUGGUUGAACAAUAAUUUAAAACCAGAAUAUUUAAAUCUUACAAAUCUUACUAUUUCAACAUGGUGGACAGCUGCUGAUGCCAGAACAGGCGGGGGAAAGCUAGGGUUGCCAACCGUCCCGUAUUAGCCGGGACGUCCCGUAUAUUGGGUUUAAUUUAUGUGUCCCAUACGUGACCUCCCUUGGCCCGUUUCUUGCCCCCUCACGCAGUAUUCGUUAAGUUAAUAAGAAAUCCUGAAUCCUCUGCCGGCUGGUCGCUCCCGCUUCACAGCAAGCAGCGCUCGCAAUAAAGCUAAUACCAUCCGUAUUUUCACUUCAGUACAUCAGUUUUGGCAAAUACAAACAACGUGAUUAUUUUCAAUGUGAGUCCAACAUCCAGCCGCGCAAGAAAACAUACAAUCUACCCGAGACAUGUUCAAUAAGGGAAGCCGUCUUUCACUAUUGCAAAAUAGAGAAAAAAACAUAUG